This is a messenger RNA of Papaver somniferum (opium poppy), 1029 nucleotides long. RefSeq lists its product as uncharacterized. The record is from RefSeq and is a predicted model, not a curated record. Lineage: Eukaryota; Viridiplantae; Streptophyta; Magnoliopsida; Ranunculales; Papaveraceae. Bases 1 to 1029 code for a protein of 342 amino acids. The transcript is spliced from 3 exons.
AUGAUUGGGCAGAUGACCAAGGAUGAUCUGGACAAAGUACACAAGAGAGUAAAUGACUUGUUAUAUGAUAUUGAAGUCCAGCCUCUUUGGGAAGAGAUGCAUGCUGCAACGGAUGAAAUCAAAGCAGAAGAGAAACCAGUUCAAAAACCGGUACAGAUUUUGCAAAAGAAGCGUCAUCUUGAUCUUUUCAUAGAUGAAGAACAGGAGGAGAAGUUCUGGGAAGUGCAGAGUAAAAAGAUGAGGUUGGCUGAAAUGGCAAUAAUGAAGAAAGAAAAUGACAAUGAUAGAUUUGGGACUAACGAUGCAUUGUUGGCCCAAAAGACCGAUUCUGAAACGAACGAUGCAGAUGAAAACGAGGAGGAAGAGUGGUUUGAUGAGGAGCAAGACGGGUCUGGUGAGGAAGAGAGGGGUCUGAUGAUGAGGAAGAGGGAACAAGAAAUUCCAAAUAAGAGGAUGCAAGAAGAACAAAAUAGGAGACAGGAAGAAUUUGAUAGGCAAAGGAUUGCGAACGAAGAAGAGUACCAGUUUUGGAUCAGAAAAUAUGAAGCAAGGUGUGCAAGGAAGAGGAGAGAAAGGCAAGAAAUGAUAGAGAGACUUGAACGUUAUAGGAUUAAGACAAGAAGUACCACAGAAAGUGAAAGUGAUGAGGAAGGUGGAGAAGAAGUAGAAUUUGAUGAGGAUGAUAGCAGCAGUGUAUCUACUGAUCCAGAAAUAGAGGCUCGAGAGAGAAGAAGACAUGAGAGAGAUGAUGCAGAAAUGUAUCUACUCUAUUUGGCAGAGAAAGCUCAACCCAGAAUAUUUGCUCGUACCAUGUCUGAACCCCUGAAUGUGGAUUCAGACGGUGAGGAGAUACCAGGGAUGGAUGUAAAUGGCAAUCCUAUUGCAGCAGAGGUUCAGGAAGAAGAAAAUGAGGGAUCAGAAGAUGAUGAGGAUGGAGGUUAUGGUCCUGCAGCUUCUACCAGCACUAAUAGCGGCGUAGACUUCUCCUGUGAAGAAGAGGGCUUUAACACCGACGAUGACCAGUGGUGA